AUGUCAACCAGCAAACGCUUCACAUGUUUACGAUGUCAAUUCCAAUCUCUCACCCGCUCACCUCCUCGUCGUCUCUAUCAUGUCUCUCCACGGUUACAUUCCGAAAUACCUAAACCCUCAAUCGCGCCCAAACAAUCAAUCGAUAUCAAACACAUACGAACUCAUCCCGAAUUAUACGAAAAGAGCUGUAUAGAAAGGAAUUACAAGCUUCAGUCUACAUAUCCAGCCAAAAUAAUAAGUUUAUUUGAAAAAUGGCACGAACAUCAACGCGAUGGGAGAGCGUUACGGGAAAGGAAUAAUAAAUUAAAGCUUCAAUUGGCAAAUCCGAAAUCAUUACGAAAUGAUGAUUCAGAAGAAGCGCAAAGUUUACGAGCACUUUCUAAAGAAGAGAUAAUCGCCGAAGCACGAAGUCUGAAGGAUAAAAUCUCUCAAAUCGAGUCUUCGGAGACUGCUCUGAUGACAGAAAUCAAUACCCUCGCAUCCGCUAUCCCAAAUCUUACAUCUGAUUCCACCCCGCGUGGUUCAGAACCAAAAGUAAUAGGAACCAUUAACGAGCACCCGGAACCUGUCCCAUCCUCCUCCGAUCGAGUAUGGCGUUCUCACGUACACAUAGGCAGUGAAUUGAAUCUUCUCGAUUUCUCUUCCGCAGCCACUACCUCCGGCUGGGGCUGGUAUUAUCUACUCAACGGCGCGGCGCUCCUCGAACAAGCACUAAUCCAAUACUCUCUUUCACUCGCCCUCUCCAAAAAAUGGUCUAUAGUCUCUCCCCCGACAAUGAUUUACUCGCACAUCGCAUCCGCUUGUGGAUUCCAACCGCGCGACCAAUCUGGCGAACAACAAAUCUAUUCCAUUGCGCAGACGCCUUCCGAUACCGAAAGCGGAAAACCAACCUACUCCUUAGCAGGAACCGCGGAAAUUCCUCUAGCGGGAAUGAAAGCCGAUAGUACUAUCCACGAGUCGCAACUCCCCUUAAAAACAAUCGCAACAUCACGCUGUUACCGCGCCGAAGCAGGAGCCCGCGGCAUCGACACAAAAGGCCUCUAUCGCGUGCACGAAUUCACAAAAGUAGAAAUGUUCGCCUGGACGCUCCCCACCCUGGAAUCCACAACCGAAAUCUUCAACGAAAUGCUCUCCCUCCAAAUCGAAAUCCUCACCUCCCUCAACCUACACUGUCGAAUUCUCGAAAUGCCAUCUACGGAUCUAGGCGCCUCAGCCAUGAGAAAACUAGACAUCGAAGCUUUCUUUCCUUCGCGUAGAGAGAGGGAUGAUGGAUGGGGCGAAGUUACUAGUUUGAGUAUCUGUGGUGAUUACCAGAGUAGGAGAUUGGCGACCAAAGUUGAUAUUGCUGCGAAUGGAGGCAAGGUUGCGUUUCCAUGGACCGUUAAUGGAACGGCUGUUGCGGUGCCGAGGGUUGUGGCUGCGAUUUUGGAGAAUGGUUGGGAUGAGGAGAGGAAGGAGGUUAGGGUUCCUGAAUGUCUCUGGCCUUGGAUGGGUGGGAGGAAGGUUCUGAAGAAGGAGUAG
Sclerotinia sclerotiorum 1980 UF-70 is the source of this 1521-nucleotide messenger RNA. RefSeq lists its product as hypothetical. Lineage: Eukaryota; Fungi; Ascomycota; Leotiomycetes; Helotiales; Sclerotiniaceae. The transcript has a single exon. Gene Ontology annotation, cellular component: mitochondrion. The record is from RefSeq and is a predicted model, not a curated record. Gene Ontology annotation, molecular function: tRNA binding; serine-tRNA ligase activity; ATP binding. Gene Ontology annotation, biological process: mitochondrial seryl-tRNA aminoacylation. The coding region runs from base 1 to 1521 and encodes 506 amino acids.